This is a messenger RNA of Lutzomyia longipalpis, 1712 nucleotides long. RefSeq names its product eukaryotic translation initiation factor 2-alpha kinase 1-like. Lineage: Eukaryota; Metazoa; Arthropoda; Insecta; Diptera; Psychodidae. Bases 131 to 1117 code for a protein of 328 amino acids. The record is from RefSeq and is a predicted model, not a curated record. The transcript has 4 exons. Gene Ontology annotation, biological process: protein phosphorylation. Gene Ontology annotation, molecular function: ATP binding; protein kinase activity.
AUUUGCAUUAUCGCAAGCUUAGUCACACAACCACAUUGUAUUGCAUUCCACAGCGCAUCUCCGUUUGUAAAGAAAAAUCAUUUUUUUCCUUCUUAUCGUUCUCUUUUUUAUGAUUUAAAAAAUAAUUAUCAUGGGAGGAUUAUUCUCUCGUCCUACAUCCCGAUAUCAGGAGGAAUUUACUGAGAUUGAGAAAGUCGGAACUGGAGGUUUUGGCGAGGUUGUCAGAGUACGGCACAAGGUUGAUGGCAGAGAGUAUGCAAUCAAGAAGAUUCCAAUGUCUCUGAAAAAUGUGCAAUUUGUGAAGAAUGAGAUUAAAGUCCUGGCAAGUCUUGACUUCCAUCCGAAUAUUGUGCGAUACAAUACAUCAUUUUACGAAGGAAAUGUAAUGUACAUUCAGAUGAAUGUUGCGCAAAUGACUCUCCGGACGUGGCUCAAUCGGCGUGACAAACAAGCUGAGCCUUUCAAUGAAUUCUUCAAGGAAUUCAUCACAAAAGGCCAACAUUUUGAUCCUUUUGGAAUCAACAAUACAAAAGAUAUAUGUUGGGUAUGCCCAAACUAUCUAGCUGAGGGAAAUUUCAAAUUCAACCAAGCUUCCUUGGACAUUGGGAAGCAAGUCGCAUCAGCUCUGCAGUACAUUCAUCGCUGCAACGUCAUCCACAAUGAUAUUAAACCUGAGAAUAUUUUUGUAAAUUCCAAGGAUUGCGCAACAGUGGUGCAACUUGCGGAUUUCGGGCUAGCUCGCUUUCCAUUCACGAGAAGACAACCCAGGGGAACAUUGAUUUAUGCAGCUCCUGAAAAAUUUCGUGGACUCGGAGGCAUGAGCAGUGAUCUGUACAGUGUGGGACUCAUUUUUCUGGAACUCCUCAUGCCCAUUAAAACAAUUAUUGACUUAAAAGGGAUCUUCAGGCAAGCUAGAGAAGGUCAAUUGCCGGAUAAUUUAUCUAUAAAUUAUAAAAGAUUAAUUCAGCGUCUUUUGGACAAUGAUCCAUCCAAACGUCCCACUGCAGGGAUACUACUGGAAAUCCUAAUUUUUUUCAUGACGAACAAAAUCGACGAAGAGCAUUCUGAGGAUACAGAAAAUCAGUUGUGUAAAAAAUGGCCAGAAAUUUUCAAUUAACCUAUCGAAGAGUAGACGAUCGAUGCAACGAAUGCAACAUAGAUUGCGCAACUGUGGCUCAGAUAGCGGAUUUCGGGCUAGCUUCUACAGCAGACCAUGAAAAACAACCAUUUGGAUCAGAACCCUAUGCGGCUCCUGAGAAAUAUCAUGGAUUUGGAGGCAAAAGCAGUGAUUUAUUCAGUGUAGGAAUCAUUCUCCUAGAACUCCUUGUCCCUAUAUCAAUGACGACCCAGAGGAGUUUUAAUGGAUUGAUUUGGAUUAAUUAUAAUUGGAUGUUCUCCAAUUUGACCACAAAUUAUAAAAAAUUGAUCCAGCGUCUCAUGCAUCAUGACUCAUCUAAACGUCCAACAGCAGAGAAGGUUCUGGAAAUAUUGGAUUUCUACAUAGAGAAUAACAUUGACGCUGGGCACUCUGAAAAUGCGGAAAAUCAGCUUUAUGAAAAAUGGCCAGAAGUCUUCAAGAAUUAACCUCUUGGAGAAUAUAAAUAAAUAAAUAAUAUUUUAUCUCUUUGUCACUUCAUAAAAUCUAAAAAUUAUGAAGAUUAUAUUUUCGUUUGAAAUAAAAAAAAAACGUUUUUUUUUAAACACAUCACAAA